AUGGCCGCGUGCGUCCUGUCCUGGACCGUGCCACGCGCGGGGCGAGAAGGCCGGUUGGCGCGCGCACGAUUCGUGCAAAGCAGUGAUGGCCAGUUGUUGAAGCGGAAGAAAGAAAAGCAGAGCAACCGCAGGGAGCCAACAGCGAUCAUCAGAGAGGGAGGGGUUGAUAGAGGAGCCACACCGACGGCACGCGACCAAAAUCUUGUUUCGGAGCGAAGCGCCUCCGUGGGCGAGGAUGCGGCGCGGAAGCUCCGAGCGCUCUCAUCGGCGCUGAGACCAAGCGAAGAGUGGGAGUUUCCUAGCUCGGCGAUGUUCAUGUUCGUACUUGCGGUAGGCGGUGCGAGGCAGAGCAAUUUAACGAACAACAACAACAACAUCAACAACGACGACGACGACAACAACAACAACAACAACAACAACAAAACUCACGACCGUUGCCUACCCACUCCUCCGCUGACCCCCGAAUCGCACCUAGGCGGCAGCAUCAGCGGCCUCCCAGCCAUGCCACCGUGCAGCUCCACCUCACUGUGCCUGAGCCCCGGCUCGGCCCCGAAGGCAUACUACGUCGGCCCUCCGUCGCCCCCGCACGGAGGAGGCGGCAGUCAGCCUGGUUCGCCAUCUGUCGUGGUGCCCGUCCCGCUACUACCCGCACAGAACCCCGCAGCCUUUUCGGCGUUCGUGCACCCCCAUCAGCAGCAUCCUCUGAUGACGUUAGCGACGCCCUCGGUGUUCCCACCUCCAGCCCACAUGUCCGCCGCCGCCGUUACGUCUCCGGCAGCCGGUCUGAACCAUCAUGCCAGGGCGCCGGACCACGUCUCCCCCGCGGUUGCGGCCCCCGCCCAGAGACCGCGAAAGAAGUUCGACUUCAGCAGACUCGCAGAGUCCGCGACGGCGCCCGACGAAGAGUCGGCCACCGAAGAUGAACAACUGCCCGCAGUACCUUCGGCUAGCUCCCUGCCCACACCGUACAGAUCUUUUGUGCUUGAACAGAUGUACCAUCACCACCAACAGCGACAAAUGGGAGCCGCUGCCAUGGCGAGUCGAAGUGGUAGCCUGCACAGGCUAGAGAAGAGGUUCGCCUCGUCCCAGCCUGGUUCCGCGACGGUACCUCCGACGUCCUCUUCAGCCACCCUCAUGGCCAGCGCUGCUGCUGGACUGAGGCCCGUCCGGUACCGGGCGCCGUCGCGGCCCAAGAAGGAGUUCAUCUGCAAGUUCUGCCAGCGCCGGUUCACGAAGUCCUACAACCUGCUCAUCCACGAGCGGACGCACACGGACGAGAGGCCGUACACGUGCGACAUCUGCCACAAGGCGUUCCGCCGACAGGACCACCUCAGGGACCACAGGUACAUCCACUCGAAGGAGAAGCCGUUCAAGUGCAGCGAGUGCGGAAAGGGCUUCUGCCAGUCGCGCACCCUGGCCGUGCACCGGAUCCUGCACCUGGACGACUCGCCGCACAAGUGCCCCACGUGCGGCCGCAGCUUCAACCAGCGGUCCAACCUGAAGACGCACCUGCUGACGCACACCGACAUCAAGCCGUACCACUGCCCGGCGUGCGGCAAGGUGUUCCGCCGGAACUGCGACCUGCGGAGGCACGCGCUCACGCACGGCAUUCGGACGCCCUGAUACGGACUCCGAAGACGGCGGUGACUCGCAGUGAAGCCCACCCACCGUGUCUUCGGCUGUGACGACGCCUAUACUCUACUCGUGUAAUGUAAAGAUGAAGCCGGUCGGAACCAGGCUGCUGUUGUAGAGUCUAGCAUAGUCAAUGUUGUACAGACCCACUUUAGCGUAGCCUGUUGUGCGGAACACGCGUUCACGACGCUUGGUGUACCGCUGCACGCAACUGUCCAGUGCAUGUUCCUUGUGGCCAGUCGCAGACGACUCGAAGAAUACUGUCGUCACUGAUGUCUGCGCCUGACUGAGUGGUUCAGCCAGCCAAAGACUUCUCACCGAACCACUCCGGUUCACGUUCCUGGCCCGCAGAGCAUGUGCGUCAAGGGUGGCAAUGUUAAUUCAUGCCCCGACAUCAAUCAGCUGCUACCUCGAACGCUUGCGAAACUUUGUGUGCGAGAUCUGAAGCCACUGAACAACAAACUGUUUCUUAUCAGUAAGAAGGCCCCACCACAUUCGCUACAAGCAAAUACGUGCAUUUGCUUUACCUCUGUGGUUGCGGAAGCACUGUGUCAACUGGAAAAGCAGAGAGUACCUGCAUCAACUGAGCGUGGUUACAUCUUGGCCACAAGUGACUAAUUUCUGACUAAAGGUUCUUUAGUCGCUGUGAAUGAACAGUGUGACGCUGAGUGACAUAGUUUCCCAUAAAUGUGGCCGUGAAUUGUGUUUUUUACUGGCUCGUUACACUUACUACUGCUCAUCGCCGCUCAGUGCCUCGUCACGCAGCUGAUCACCAAAGACAAGUUUACGAGGACUAUUCUAUAACGCUCGUUUCCCGUUCGCUAGCACGCGUAUAGUUUCCAAUCAAACUGCUCAGUCGCUGAAAUUACGUUGUUGCUGUAAAUAUGUUCUAGAAGGUGGUGUGCCACCAAUGAUCUCUGUGUAAAAAAAUAAUGUGUGAGCGAAUUGUUUGUACUCUUGUUUUUUUUCUUUUUGUCGCCAGUGGCGAAACAUGAAUCUGUCUACGUGUAUUAAAAGCGAGAGUUUGUUCGUUCA
Molecule: messenger RNA, 2667 nt
Organism: Rhipicephalus microplus (southern cattle tick)
Lineage: Eukaryota; Metazoa; Arthropoda; Arachnida; Ixodida; Ixodidae
Biological process (GO): embryo development; regulation of transcription by RNA polymerase II
Cellular component (GO): nucleus
Molecular function (GO): DNA-binding transcription factor activity, RNA polymerase II-specific; RNA polymerase II transcription regulatory region sequence-specific DNA binding
Source: RefSeq, a predicted model, not a curated record